Messenger RNA from Macrobrachium nipponense, 3212 nucleotides. RefSeq names its product tumor protein p53-inducible nuclear protein 2-like (gene TP53INP). Gene Ontology annotation, cellular component: nucleus; autophagosome. Lineage: Eukaryota; Metazoa; Arthropoda; Malacostraca; Decapoda; Palaemonidae. The coding region runs from base 259 to 1170 and encodes 303 amino acids. Gene Ontology annotation, biological process: positive regulation of DNA-templated transcription; autophagosome assembly. The record is from RefSeq and is a predicted model, not a curated record. The transcript has 5 exons.
GGUUGGGCCGUCGAGAGGUCCCGACGCUGCGUUGCCUCACUAAUACUUAUAUACUACUACGGUGUACAACUGCUCCUACUCUGUCGCUUAUUUUAUUUCACAUUGCAUCAAUAAUCCCUAAGUUACGAAGUGUGCUUUUGUGUCUUGUCAACGUCUCGGUAGCUGUUCGAAAGGUCUGACUGUGUUGUCGCUACAACUUCAUAUUGCGAUUUAUUGUGAAUAAAGUGAUACUGAGGAAAUACUCCGCCUUUUGUCAAGAUGGGAAGCUACGCACAGUCCGUCCAUGAAAAAAUGCUGGCCAACCUCACUUCACUGAUAUGGGGAAGCAACGAGAACACUCCGCCAACGCCAGCAACAAACGCCACCACAAAGAACGACGCCACGGAGAAGACCGAGGAUGCCCUACUCGAUACCCUAGGCGCCCACAACAUCAGGGCAUCCACUCCCUCAGAUGACGACGAUGCUGACUGGGUUCUCGUGGACAGAGCUGAGGUUGACGAGGCGUGUAAUUGGGAGGGCCAAGUACCACCACAGUGGAUGACAGAAGCCGCAGCGAUACCUUCGGUGCCGGUGCCGACUUCGUCUCCUGUGCUCUGCACUGGAGAGACGAGUGACGGAGGACCACAAGAAUGGCUAAUGACUCCACCUCCGUGCUUCACGCGUUCACAGGCAGCUCCUUUAGCGAGCUCACCCUUGGAAAAUCUGCUCAUAGAGCACCCUAGCAUGUCUGUCUAUCUGCCACGCCCCACCUACACCAGUGCUGCUACUGCCAGAAUAUUUCCCAGACGACUGUUGUCUCACUCCUCCCAUUCCCGUUCUCCCCCCUCAGUUUCUCCCUCCUCCCUGCCCACUUCUGGUGAACGUGAGGAGUCCCCAAUGAGAGAAGAAACAAGCAGCGAGGUUGGUGGGGGGCAGCAGGUAGACAUCCCUACUAUUGGCAGAACAACGGGUGUUGCCCAACGAACUGCUAACCUUAUCCAGGCCAUUGAUGUGCUUAGGCCAGCCCAGAAGGCCCAGCGUCGAAGGGAGGAGCGUCGGCUUAAGCACAAACACUUGGAUCGUACCAACAAGGCACGUGAAGUUGCAAGUGCUGGGAACAAGCGUUCCAAGAGACGUGAAAUGCUGACUCCUUCUAAGUUUUCUCGCGCUGUUAACAACCGCAAGUGCUAAAUAUAAAUAGGCUGUGAGCAGGGGUAAAUCUUGUUCUUUGAAAUAGUUGAAAUGUCGCAGAUGCAUGCCAUGUGAAAACAUUCGCUUUAGCUAUGCAGUUUUCUAUACAUUCAGCAAAGCAAAAAAAAAAAAAAAGUAAUGUCUAUGGGCAAAUUUAAUGCUUUAGGAAUUUCAAUCAUAAAAUCAGAAUAACACAAACAAAAAGUUACAUUAUUGUAGUGCACUAGAUUGUUGGAUACAGAGAAAAUGUUUGUUGGAUGUCAAACUUUUUUUUUCGAUAUGUUUAGGAACAAUUUUUACCCCUAACUAUAGUAAUAUAUUUUUGUGGCAGCAGCCAUCUUUUAUUGCCUGACCACAUGGUUUUCCAUUAAAAAUCUGUACCGCAUGUUGUUAGUAACAUGACAUUAUUCAAAGUUUUGGCAAUUUCCCCUUUCGUAUUCAUUGCUCUUAUCCCUCACUGUAUUUUUGUUUGAUGCAGAAUCUCUCAUUUUAAACAACUUGAAGCUUAAUUUUUUCCAAUUGUCUUACUUUGGACAAUCAGUAACUUCAGCCUUUUCUUGGUUUAAUUUUAUCAGUGCACCUGGCUGCACAAGCCAAAAUUUCAUGUUUUAUUCAUCCCUCAAUAGAAGAAACUUGAUGUAGCAUCUUUAUUGAUUAUGGCCUGUAUGAAGUAACUUACACAAAUUCUCAAGAGUGGUACAUCCACUGUGCAUGUUUAAGGUCAUAUGAAAAAUAUGGAUCACCAAAUAGUUAUGUAAGUUAGAAAUUCUGUUUGCUAUGUAUCUGAUUUAAAAGUGAGAAAUAUAGACUUAAGGGAAAAAAUAUCUAAAAAUGAUAAAAUGACAAAAUGUAUAUAUAAAAAUGUCUUUCAAAUAUGUGUGAAUGUAGAGCACUUGCUAAAAGACGUAUGAAUGUACUGUAUUUGUGAUUUGUUUUCUCUGUAGGUUAGUAAAACCCAAUAAGAAGGACUUAUUCAUGAGCACCAAAGUGCUCUUGCCAUUUUUUGAAGUCCUAAUGACUACUCGCACUGCCAUCACUGGAUGUGUAAGGGUAACUCGGAAACUAGACUUAAAUAUUACAUUAGCUGCAAACAACAGCAUUGUCUUUUAGCCUAGUUAAAGGAUAUAAUGUAAAUAAAAUGAGCCUGCUGGUUUUUUAUUAUUAUUUUGAAAGAUCUCAUGAGAGUGUAAAAUAGGAUACUUAGUCCUUAGGUGCUUCUGAUGUGUGUGAAAAUGUGAAGUAAAUGUUAUAAUACGUGAGCAGAUGAAUUUUCAGAAACCACACCUUCCAUUGUAUUUUAAAGUCAGAAGUGUAUUGUAAUGCAUUAUAUAUACUGUAUUGUUUUUAUUAUCAUGGUGUAUAUUAAGUACUGAAUCAAUUCUGUACAAAAGAAUGUAUGUUGAUGAUGUACAGGUUAUUUAGAGAGCCAUUAGCUAGACUUGUGACACGCACAUCUCAGGGAGGCUGUAGUGUUCUGUGUCACGUCAUAAUCCACAAAUUGGUCAGUUAUAUAUCUGGAAAGGUCUAAGAAUGUUAGAUUUCAUAAGUCACUCAUACCACCAUUCCACUCUCGAGCAGAUUAUGCCAAAGCCACAGCAUAGACUGUGCUCUCAUAUCACCACCACUUUGGUUCUUGUCCUCUUGUUUUGAAAACCUGCUCUGUAACUAAGGAAAUUGAUGCAGAUGACCGUAUCAGAUUUACUCCAUUAUGAGGUGGAACUUUUGUGUUGCUGUGUUAUAAUUUUCCUACCACAUGGCUCACAAAAAAAAGUAAUGGAAAAGUAUUUGUUUUAUCUGUAAGGCACAAACUGUUAAUUGACUUCAUUUGUAUUUAGUGUAAUUUAGAAUCAAUUUUAUCAUAAUUGUUUUGAUGUAGGAGUAAAAGAAUGGAUUUUAGAAUAUGUAAAUAAUGUAUAGUUUUUCAGUCAUUGUAAAUUCCUUUUAUUUAUUUUUGUUUUAGAUCAAAAUGCAGUUUUCAUCUAUUGUAAACUUUCACUUUAAAGGAUUAUGCAUAGUGUUUAAAAUAAAAUGUGAUUUUUUCU